GCCCACUCCCCCGGCCGGCCAUGAACGCCUCGCUGGGCAAUCAGACCGAGGCGGCGGGGCUCUUCUUCGCCAACAGCAGUGACUCCCUGGAGCGGGCCCUGGGCUGCUGCACCCAGGCCUCCGUGGUGACCGACAACGGCUUCGUGGUGACCGGCCCGGACGAGAGGAGCCUCUACAUCAUGCGGGUGGUGCAGAUCGCGGUCAUGUGCGUCCUCUCGCUCACCGUGGUCUUCGGCAUCUUCUUCCUGGGCUGCAACCUGCUCAUCAAGUCCGAGGGGAUGAUCAACUUCUUGGUGAAGGACCGGAGACCGUCCAAAGAGGUGGAGGCGGUGGUGGUCGGGCCCUACUGACAGCAAGUGCCUCCCGCUGAGGAUCCGCCCAGGAAACAGGUGGCACUUUCCGCAGGCCCUCGCUGCUGCUGCAGCGGCCACGGGUGCCUUUUGUCCGAGGGGGCCAGCCCCACCCCGGGAAGGGGAGCGGAGGCGCCUCGGGACCCGCUGCGGGCUUGGGGGCUCUGUCACUGCUUGCUGCCCGGGGACGCUCGGAUGCAAGCCCCGGUUCUGCCGCGGCUCCUGAGCAGGGCGGCUGGGGGGGAAGGACACAGCCCCAGCAAAGCAGUCAGGGCGCGUCUGUCUCUGCUGUGUGUUACAGGGCCAGAGCUGAGCCUCUUGCAGCGCCUUGUAUAUAGUGAUUGUAACGCACUUUGCUGCUUGGUUUAAAACUGGGGGGUGGGGGUGGUAAGGAAAUGCUGAUUGUCAAAUGUUAAUUCCUGUUUUAGAGAUUUUCCUUCCACGGUUUUUCAUACGUUUGAUAACAGCCAGGACGCUGGCUCGGUGGGACGCGGGUUGGCAGUUCGUUGCCUCUAAACAAAUAACACUAACAACCACCAUGUGAAUGUUUUGAAGUUGUCUUUCUACUGUAGCGUUUUUUGUAGCCAGGGUCCGAGUCCCUCUUGCGCCUGCGAGAGCCGGCGAGCCUGAAGGCUGAGCCCUCGCUUCUUGUCUAUGAAUUGCACGGUUUACACAGCGAAAAGCGCUCGGGCGGGAACUGUCUUGGUUUGGUUUUUCUGGUUUCAUUUGC
Molecule: messenger RNA, 1080 nt
Organism: Terrapene triunguis (Three-toed box turtle)
Lineage: Eukaryota; Metazoa; Chordata; Testudines; Emydidae
Gene: RPRM
Product: reprimo, TP53 dependent G2 arrest mediator homolog
Exons: 1
Coding region: 21-350 (109 amino acids)
Source: RefSeq, a predicted model, not a curated record